AUGGCAACAGCUUCUGUGGAUAGCAUCGGGGAUGUUGCGGAUGAAGGAUUGGACACAUCAUUCCUCGCCGAACAGAACCUAGAUACUUCCUCUACUGAGGAUGAAACAGUCCAGGCCAUGGGCGCCAUGCACAAUAUAAACGAGUGGCAAACGCCAGAAAGUGUAGGCUCACUCAUCUGCUGGCCCGGCAAUGGGUUCAAUAUUGGCCUGAACGGUGACUGCACUCUUGCUGUUGAAGACAUGAGCUCGAUGAGUAUUACAACUUCUCAGUACCAACGGCGCAACAUUAUUGAAUUAGACUCUCCACGCAAAGCUUAUAGUCAUUAUAAUACUAUGCGAAGCGAUGACGGUCUAUUUCACUGUCCAUUCGAGGGCUGCAACAACAAGCCAGAGAAGUUAAAAAGCAAUUACAAGUAA
Messenger RNA from Beauveria bassiana ARSEF 2860, 417 nucleotides. RefSeq lists its product as uncharacterized. The transcript has 3 exons. The coding region runs from base 1 to 417 and encodes 138 amino acids. Lineage: Eukaryota; Fungi; Ascomycota; Sordariomycetes; Hypocreales; Cordycipitaceae. The record is from RefSeq and is a predicted model, not a curated record.